AUGGUGGCCAAGAAGCCAAGAAUAGUGAUAAUUGGAGCAGGAAUGGCUGGUCUCACAGCUGCCAACAAACUAUACACAUGUGCAGGCUCAAAAGAACUAUUUGAGCUCUGUAUUGUUGAAGGUGGGAACAGAAUAGGAGGGAGAAUCAACACUUCAGAGUUUGGGGGUGACAGAAUAGAGAUGGGUGCUACUUGGAUCCAUGGAAUUGGAGGCAGCCCUAUUCACAAAAUUGCUCAAGAAAUCAAUUCACUUGAGUCUGAGCAGCCAUGGGAGUGUAUGGAUGGGUUUCUAGAUGAACCAGUCACCAUUGCUGAAGGUGGGUAUGAGCUUAAUCCCUCUCUUGUUGAGUCUAUUACAAGUCUUUUCAAGAAUCUUAUGGAUUUUGCUCAAGGGAAACUGAUUGAAGAUGGUGUAAACAAUGAAGAACUUGACUAUUGUAAGCUGGCAGCUAAGGCUGCUGAUCCUUGUUCCUGCAAUGGUGGCCUUGAAAAGCUUAGUCUUGGUUAUUUUCUGAGGCAGGGCCUUGAGGCUUACUGGAGUUCAGUGAAAGAUCAAGAGGAGGUUAAAGGGUUUGGUGGGCGGAGAAGAAAAUCCAUAGAAGAGGCCAUUUUUGCAAUGCAGGAGAACAUUCAAAGGACUUAUACUUCAGCUGGUGAUUUGCUAACCCUUGAUUACACUGCAGAAAGCGAGUAUUGCCUUUUCCCUGGUGAAGAAAUCACCAUUGCUAAAGGUUACUUGAGCAUAAUUGAGUUUUUAGCGUCUGUAUUACCUCCUGGUUUGAUCCAAUUAGGCCGAAAAGUUACUAAAAUUGAGUGGCAGCCUAAUGAACAACUACUGUUUGAUAUGGAAAAUGGUGGUGGUUCUAGGCCAGUGAAGCUACAUUUUUGUGAUGGGUCGACCAUGUCAGCUGAUCACAUCAUUGUUACGGUUUCAUUGGGGGUUCUUAAGAAGGGGAUUCACGACGAAUCGGGUAUGUUUAAUCCUCCACUUCCUGCCUUCAAGACGCAGGCAAUUUCGAGGCUCGGGUAUGGUGUUGUUAACAAGCUGUUUGUGCAAUUGAGUCCAGUUAAUGGGCAAGAAGCCGAUGAUUUCAACAAGUUUCCAUUUCUGCAAAUGGUGUUCCAUCAAUCGGACUCCAAACUAAGGCACCCAAAAAUUCCUUGGUGGAUGAGGAGGACAGCUUCUUUAUGUCCCAUCUAUAGCAAAUCAGGUGUUCUUCUGUCUUGGUUUGCUGGUAGAGAAGCUCUUGAGCUUGAAUCUCUUGAAGAUGAAGAGAUUCUUGACUCUGUUUCAACAACAAUCUCUAGCCUUUUAUCCAAUUCUCCAUGCCAUAUGAAUUCUAAUUCUCAUGAUUUAUGCAAUGGGAAUGUGAAUUAUGUGAAAGGCUGUAAUGGGAGAGAAUUGAAGUUCAAAAAGGUUUUGAAGAGCAAAUGGGGCACUGACCCACUUUUCUUGGGAUCAUAUAGUUAUGUAGCUGUUGGAUCAAGUGGAGAUGAUUUGGACUCUAUGGCUAUGCCAUUGCCCCAAAACAUCAAUCAUGGGUCUAAUGCUUCACCUCCUCUUCAAAUUCUAUUUGCAGGGGAAGCAACCCAUAGAACCCAUUAUUCUACUACUCAUGGUGCUUACUUUAGUGGUCUUAGAGAAGCCAAUAGGCUUCUUCAACACUACCACUGUAUUGGAGUAUGA
Ilex paraguariensis (yerba mate) is the source of this 1686-nucleotide messenger RNA. Lineage: Eukaryota; Viridiplantae; Streptophyta; Magnoliopsida; Aquifoliales; Aquifoliaceae. The record is from the annotation of a GenBank genome assembly.